Oikopleura dioica is the source of this 1395-nucleotide messenger RNA. The record is from the annotation of a GenBank genome assembly. NCBI's taxonomy places the organism in Eukaryota, Metazoa, Chordata, Appendicularia, Copelata, Oikopleuridae.
AUGGCGACGAGAGAAAAUUAUCGCCACUUGAAAAAUUUCUGCGGCGACAAUUGCGAGAUUUCGAACAUUCUUCUUCAGAAGAACUCUGCUACAUUUUUUGACAUUCAGGGAAAGCAGAAUGUUAUCACCAUCACUCCAGUCGGCGAGGAUUUCACUGGAGAUCUUGAACUUUUCACGGCUUUUUAUCACAUUGAAAGUGUGAUUCUUUGUGGAAGGCUUGAUGAUUCGACUAGGUGUUAUCGUAUUAAUAAAGCCCUUGAUCCUGAUUCAUUGGAACGUUUUGAAGGACUUGAACCGCUGAUCUUUCCUUUCUCAGACUUCGUCAUCAAGUCUGAUGAUGGAAAAGUGCUCCUACUGGAAAAGGACAUUUACGGCUUCAACAUGUUUCUAGCGGAGAACAACUCGAUAUUGUGGAAAAACUCAUUUUCCGUAGGAGAUCAGGUCCUGGCAACGUAUGAGUCAGCGCGUAAUCACGCUAGCUACAUAAUUUCAUCAGACAAGAACGAAGGGAUGAUCACGAACUAUUGUCAAAACGACGCAGGAAUCAACAAGACGCCUCCCGAAGAAAAUCUCAUGUGCUCGUCCUGCGUUUCGUAUAAGCUUUCCUGCUGCAGCAAACACUCUGGCCUUUGUUCUUCUGAAAUUCUCUCGACAACGAAACACGAAGAUGCGAUCUACUCAGUUUUCAAGUUUGGCAAGAACUCGAGGUUGUGCAAGACUUCUCUGGAGAAAAUCGACGAAGAGUUUCUUUCACAAAAUCAACGAUAUUGCUAUUCCACCUCUUGUGAUACCAUGUCUCCCUCCCCGAAAGAAAUGGGCAAGACCAUCAAAAUAGCUGAAAGUAUUUGUGAAGAUUCUGACAUUGUUUUUGCUGACUGCAGCGCUCCACAAGUCAGACUGUUUAGUCGAGAGUACAUGACUCUUGUUAACUCUGGACUCAAAACUGACAAGACCCUUUUCAUGGAAGAAGUUGGUGCUCUUGUUGGAACUCCCAGCUCUUUGGUCAUUUCAACAGAUGAUGCAGGCGCUAAGAUCGUUUCUUUGUUGGAAAAUAAUGUUGUUCGACGGGGAUAUUUGCGAUCUGAUGGAUUGACCAUGGUCGACGAUAAAUCUUUUGAUGAAAAUAUCGUCCUCAUCGAAGAAGUUGCAUCUGGUCUGGCUUUCAAUGUUGAAGAACAGGAGCUUAUUUCUCUUGAAGAAUGCCAUCUUCCAAAAGAAACUUCAUGUUUGAAGUGCCAAGAAGGAAUCGGCUGUCAGUGGAGCGAUGGCGAAUGCAGAACAGUAUCUUCUAUCGUCGAAAAUCAGACCUGUCCGGCUCUAGGGCUCUUAGAUUUUCUGGAAUCUAAGAAUUUCUACAAAGGAGAGAGGCCGAGACCUUCAUCACUUAUGAAAUAA